This is a messenger RNA of Parastagonospora nodorum SN15, 2403 nucleotides long. RefSeq lists its product as hypothetical. The transcript is spliced from 2 exons. NCBI's taxonomy places the organism in Eukaryota, Fungi, Ascomycota, Dothideomycetes, Pleosporales, Phaeosphaeriaceae. The record is from RefSeq and is a predicted model, not a curated record. The coding region runs from base 1 to 2403 and encodes 800 amino acids. Gene Ontology annotation, molecular function: protein binding; RNA polymerase II cis-regulatory region sequence-specific DNA binding; DNA-binding transcription factor activity, RNA polymerase II-specific. Gene Ontology annotation, biological process: regulation of transcription by RNA polymerase II.
AUGCCGCCUUCCAGCAGACGCAGUCUGCGCCACCGCAGAGAUGUGCCCGACCCCCAGCAGCAGUCCGAUGCCGACACCCCCGACUCAAUAGCCACGCCCUCGCGGAAGCGCAGACGGACUGCACAGUUGAAUGGCGCCCAGGAGGUCGCUGCGGCCGCCGAGCCCCCGCGCGCACGUAUAGCCGAGUCUGUCGCGAGCAACGACUCCAACACGACCCUGCCCAACGGGGGCGAUGCAGACAACCCGACCGACCCCGUAGAGCGCCAGAAUCUCGUCAUCGCAUCCCUCCGCACGCCUCGCCACUACACGCCCAACGCCGUCGUCGACUAUGCCAACGAGCUGCAGGCGCGCCGCAAUGAGGGCCAGAACAUCGCCGCCUUUGCUAAGAUCGCUGCGCGCGACUGGUGCUUCUUCGUCCAGGAUACCAGAGUCCUCAUUGGACGCGCAGACGCCGCUGUCCGCCCGCAUCCGCCCAGCUCCCAGCCCGAUGUAGCGGGUCUUCCUAUGAGCGAGGCUGCUAUUUCGCAAUGGGGCGUACAUAUCGACCUUGGCCCGGAGCGACAGAUCUCUCGAGUACACGCCGAAAUCAGCUUCAACCUCCAGGACCAGACAUGGUACAUUGCCGUCAACAGCCGCAACGGUCUCAAGCUGGACGACCGCCACUUGACCAAAGGGCAGAUCGAGCCGCUUCACUCGGGUAUCUGCAUUGGCAUCAUGGGCACGCAAAUGCUUUUCCUGCUGGCCAACCAAGAGGACGAGUUCCACCCCAUGCUAUGGCGCCAGGUUAACAACGAGGACGCUGUGGAAUCUGAUAAUGACGGAAAGCCACCGCCCAAAGCGCACCAGCACGCACAUCCCAGUGGACCGACUCCGAAGCGCGAGCACUAUGACCCGUUCCCGCCUUCGUCACAUCCGCGCAACAAACAGCAAUCUUCACAGGCCUUCUACAAUCAGAUGACUUCUACACCUGGACGGCUUCCUCCUGGCACACCACUAACGUUCCGCGCCGAGCGUGAUCCUCGCAGCAAAGGCUCGCCUGCUGUCUUUUCGCGCGGCCUGCUCUAUGAAAACCAUGACGAUAUUGACUACGGCAAUGAUUCUUCCAAGGACAUCAAGCCACCUCACAGCUAUGCACAACUCAUUGGCCAGGCUAUCCUUAGCAGCGAAGAGGAGAUGCUUACACUGUCCAACAUCUACGACUGGAUCAAGAUCCGAUACGCCUACUUCCGCCAUACGAAUGCUGGAUGGCAAAACUCAAUUCGACACAACUUGUCUCUCAACAAGUCAUUCGAGAAGGUCGCUCGACGAACGGACGAGCCAGGCAAGGGCAUGAAGUGGAAGAUUGCCGAUUCCGAACGCGAUGAGUUCAUUAAGAAGCAAAUGCUCAACCCUAGGAAAGGAGGUGGGAUCGCAAUAGGUAGCCGCCUGGACGGCUCCGGACCCAGCUCGCCAGCCAUUGGUCAUCGCGAUGCUACUGCUCAGGCAACAGAGCGUCUUGUUGGCGCACUUGAUCACGACUAUCGACAGCAGAGCCGUGUCAAAUCUCCACCGCGAUCUGCCACACCACCUUUGUCUUCUGUUCCAAUGGCAACGGAGUCGUACACGCCUGACCGCGGUCCACGUCCCUAUGGAAGCCUGAAGCGUUCGCCAAAUUUUCAAGACAACCACAGCUUCGUCACACCCGCAAAGCGUCACGCAUAUGGCCAUGAUGGGGCACGUGAACCUACCUACAUCAAAACUGACGAUCAACGCCGACAACUUGAGUCUUCACCGGUGGUAGAUCCUGUUAAGCCCAGUGUGUCCGGACUAAAGGGCGAAGCCGCCAACUCACCGCCUGCGCUCUAUUCUGAUCCAAACACAAACAGCCACAAUGAGAACAGUCGGAUGAACCAUGCUUUGGUGACUCCGCUUGUAACACGCCACGCCCCGCGACUUGCGCCUCCCAGUACUGCUCAAGUACCCAGCCAGUACAUGCACUUCUCAAGUCCGGCGCCUUUCUGGAAGUUUGUGGAUCUUCCGAGCACCCCUGCCAAGGGCUACCCGGAGCUCAGUCCUAUCAAGCUUCAGCGUCCGGAUGAGAAGGAUGAGAACGACGACCCUCCACAGCCGAGUUCGCCGCCCAUUCUGAACAAUGAUGAUGUCGAUCCCGAGGAUGAGGACGAAGACGACGAGGCCGGUGACAACAAAGCCGAGGAUGACGAAGAUGCCGGCCCCGAAAGUCCUAGCCGCACUGUAUCCCGUCCUGUCAGCCGCCGUGACAUCGGACCCCAGCGUUCGCGCUCCAACUCGAAUAUCAACAGUUUCGGCCCCACCGGCAAUGGAGGUAUGGUCCGCGGCGCCAGCCUAACGUCUUUCGAAGAAGAAGCCGAGGGCGAGGAGGAGAGCUACGAUUUGUCAAAGUAA